Messenger RNA from Cucurbita moschata (crookneck pumpkin), 2382 nucleotides. Its product is annotated as CDPK-related kinase 1-like. Gene Ontology annotation, cellular component: cytoplasm; nucleus. NCBI's taxonomy places the organism in Eukaryota, Viridiplantae, Streptophyta, Magnoliopsida, Cucurbitales, Cucurbitaceae. The transcript is spliced from 10 exons. Bases 342 to 2138 code for a protein of 598 amino acids. The record is from RefSeq and is a predicted model, not a curated record. Gene Ontology annotation, biological process: intracellular signal transduction; protein autophosphorylation; peptidyl-serine phosphorylation. Gene Ontology annotation, molecular function: calcium/calmodulin-dependent protein kinase activity; calcium-dependent protein serine/threonine kinase activity; calmodulin binding.
GAAGGAUCCACUUCCUUCCAUUAUUGUGAAGACUAAAAAGCAAAUCAAAUUAAGAAGUAAGCACAUUGGGCAUUGGGGGGAGAAAAGCUCUGUAUCUCUCUCUCUCUGCUUUUCUUUUGCUUUUUCUUGGUGCCUCUGCUAAGCAUCUUUCCCUUACUUUUGUUUUUAAUUUCUUCUUCUUCUUCUUCUACGAUUCUCUGCUUCUUUCCCUCAUUUCGUCGAUCAAUACGAAUUCAACCAAGUUUUGUGAGUGUUGGAAAUGGUAUGAAACUGUGAGUGGUUUUAGUGUGUGUGUGUGUUUGUGUGUUUGUGUGUUUGUGUUCAACUGGACUUCGGAUUCCAUGGGACUGUGUCAUGGAAAAGCCAUUCAAGAAAACCCAAAACCCAUUUCACAAAAUCAUGAUUCAGUGAUCCAAUCGGAAACCCCUACUAAUUUCCCCUUUUACAGCCCCAGCCCUCUGUCCAAUCUCUUCAACAACUCCUCUCCGGCUAACUCCACCCCUCUCCGUCUUUUCAAGCGCCCCUUUCCGCCGCCCUCUCCGGCCAAGCACAUUCGGGCUCUCCUCGCUCGCCGCCAUGCCUCCGUCAAGCCCAAUGAGGCUUCUAUCCCUGAAGGAACCGAGUGCGAUGUGGGGUUGGAUAAGAACUUCGGCUACUCCAAACACUUUGCCGCCCACUAUGACCUUGCCCACGAACUCGGCCGCGGCCAUUUCGGCUACACUUCCUCUGCCACCGCCAAAAAAGGUCCUCUCAAAGGCCACCCAGUUGCUGUCAAAAUCAUUCCCAAAUCCAAGAUGACUACAGCAAUAGCUAUUGAGGAUGUGAGAAGGGAAGUCAAAAUACUGCGAGCCCUCACCGGACACAAAAACUUGGUGCAAUUCUACGAUGCAUUUGAAGAUCAAGAUAAUGUGUACAUUGUGAUGGAGUUAUGCGAAGGAGGUGAACUUCUCGAUCGGAUACUUUCGAGGGGUGGCAAGUAUUCUGAGGAAGAUGCAAAAAUUAUUAUGGUUCAGAUUUUGAGUGUGGUCGCCUACUGUCACCUUCAAGGUGUGGUUCACCGUGAUCUCAAGCCUGAGAAUUUUCUUUUUACAUCCAAGGAGGAGAGAUCCACUCUUAAAGCUAUCGAUUUCGGGCUCUCUGAUUACGUGAAACCGGGUCUGGAUUCUGAACGAUUGUUUCUAUUCAAAAUCACCUAUCUGAAGGCAGACAGUGGAUUUCUGAGUUUUUUUUUUUUUUUAAUUGUUUGUGCAGAUGAGAGAUUGAAUGACAUUGUAGGAAGUGCUUAUUAUGUUGCUCCUGAGGUUUUACAUAGAUCAUAUGGAACGGAGGCAGACAUGUGGAGUAUUGGUGUAAUUGCUUAUAUUCUCUUGUGUGGAAGUCGACCAUUUUGGGCCCGAACAGAAUCUGGCAUUUUUCGAGCUGUUCUAAAGGCGGAUCCGAACUUUGAGGAAUCCCCAUGGCCUAGUUUAUCCUCUGAUGCAAUUGAUUUUGUGAAGAGAUUGUUGAACAAAGACUACCGCAAGAGAUUGACUGCUGCUCAAGCCCUGUGCCAUCCCUGGUUAGCUGAUCAUCAAGAUAUCAAGAUCCCAUUGGAUACAAUCACUUACAAGCUUGUCAGAGCUUAUAUUUGCUCAUCUUCGCUGCGUAAAUCGGCAUUGGGCGCGGUUGCAAAGACAUUAAGCUCUGUUCAACUGGGUUAUCUUGAGAAGCAAUUUACGGUGUUAGGACCGAACAAAAACGGGUUCAUUUCCAUGCAAAACUUCAAGACGGCUUUAAUCAAGAAUUCAACGGAUGCCAUGAAGGAUUCGAGAGUUGUAGAGUACGGCAACAUGGUUAGUUCCAUUCAGUACAGAAAAUUAGAUUUUGAAGAAUUCUGUGCAGCUGCCAUAAGUAUAUAUCAACUAGAGGGAAUGGAGAACUGGGAACAACAUGCCCGACAUGCCUACGAUCUUUUCGAUAAGGAUGGGAAUCGCCCCAUAAUGAUCGAGGAACUUGCGUCGGAACUCGGACUUAGUCCAUCGGUACCGGUUCAUGUGGUUGUCCAGGACUGGAUCAGACACUCGGAUGGGAAGCUUAGCUUCCUGGGAUUUGUGAGACUUGUACACGGUGUUUCGUCUCGGUCGUUGCAAAAAGCAUAAAAUGAAUCCACAUAAAUUUUCUGUUGACCAAAACCAUUGAGGAUUCUAUGAUAAUAUGAUCCUUGUGAGAAGGGGAAGGAAGGAAGGAAGGGUGUGAUGUGAUGUGGUGUAAUCUGUUGUAGUUGUGUAAGUUGUUUCUUACGUUUUGGCAGUGAAGUGAUUGGUGGGGUUGAAAUUGGUUAAAGGAUUUGUACAGUGGAAAAAUAGAGGAACAACAUAAUGCACUCAAAACAACUUAUUAAAA